UAAACAGUCUGUGACGUCCCGUAGAGCCACUCGGUCGUGUUUGUGUGUGGAUUGUGUUGUUCUUGGUUGUGUUCUGCUAGGUGAAGUGUCAAAAGCAACCUAGCGAUGUGCAAAACUAGUUCAAUAUGUUGAUCAGGACAAAUGGAUACAUUUCAGUUAUGUCGUCUAAAACUUGCCACCCAUAUCGAGGGCUGUUUUUGAGUUAAAUCAAGAGGGUUGAGAAGUUAAACCGAAUUUAGUACGGAACUGAAGCCCUCCAAUAAGAUAUACAUUGAAUGAAGAAAUUCUUCUUCUCUUCAUUAAUAGUGAAAAUGAGUGUAAAAUCAAGAGUGGUGUUUGUGUGUGUGCUGGCAUCAGUGACUUUGUCGUCAAUUUGUGAAUGUGCAAUAUAUCACAACGAGUUUGCUGUCUGGAUCCCAAACGGAAAAGGAAUAGCUGAUUCUAUCGCCGACAAGCAUGGAUUUGUCAACAGAGGACAGAUUGGCAGUUUGAAGAAUUACUAUUUAUUUGAACAUCCACACGUUAGAAAAAGGUCAGUGGAACACAGCCAUGAGCACAAGACUAAACUACAAAAUGAAGAAGAGGUGAAGUGGGUCCAACAGCAGCAUGAACGUGUGAGAGUGAAGCGAGACUUCAGCUCUCCCAGCUUUCCCUCCUUUUCCUCUUUCUUUAGCCCUUUCAGCAGUGGUGGUAGUUCAGGAGUGAGCAGCUCACAUCAUAACCACCAUCGUGCAAUUGGUCCAGUUGGCCCAUACAGCCCAUACUCAGACCCACUGUGGAGAGAGCAGUGGUACAUGAAUGGUGGAGCAAAAACUGGACAUGAUAUGAAUAUUCAGCCAGCUUGGAAAAAAGGGUACACAGGAAAGAAUGUUGUGGUUUCAAUUUUGGAUGAUGGCAUUCAGCCAAAUCAUCCAGACCUUGCUUUCAAUUAUGAUCGUGAUGCUAGCACUGAUAUCAAUGAUAAUGAUGAUGAUCCCACUCCACGAGACAAUGGCGACAAUAAACACGGGACAAGGUGUGCAGGAGAGGUAGCUGCAGUCGCCUUUAACAAUUAUUGUGGCAUAGGUGUUGCUUACAAUGCAAGUAUUGGAGGAGUUCGCAUGCUUGAUGGCACUGUAAAUGAUGCUGUGGAAGCAAGAGCCUUAGGUCUCAAUCCAGAUCACAUUGACAUUUACUCUGCAUCGUGGGGUCCAGAAGAUGAUGGAAAAACUGUUGAUGGACCUGGACCUCUCGCUAGAAGAGCUUUUAUCUAUGGGGUCACCAGUGGCCGAAAAGGUAAAGGAUCAAUUUUUGUCUGGGCCUCUGGAAAUGGUGGGCGUCACACUGACUCAUGCAACUGUGAUGGUUAUACAAACUCUAUAUUCACAUUAUCUAUUUCAAGUGCAACUCAAGCAGGAUUUAAACCGUGGUAUCUAGAGGAGUGCUCAUCCACACUUGCAACAACCUACAGUUCUGGAACACCAGGACAUGAUAAGAGUGUAGCAACUGUGGACAUGGAUGGUAGACUACGACCUGACCAUAUCUGCACAGUUGAGCACACAGGCACCUCUGCUUCAGCACCCUUGGCUGCAGGAAUAUGUGCCUUGGCUCUAGAAGCAAACCCAGAUCUUACAUGGCGUGAUAUGCAGUAUCUUGUUGUUCUUUCCUCAAGAGUUGAACCAUUGGACAAGGAAAACGGAUGGAUUGUCAAUGGUGUCAAGAGAAAAGUUUCACACAAGUUUGGAUACGGUCUCAUGGAUGCCGAAGCUAUGGUCAACCUUGCUGAGAAAUGGACUCCAGUACCUCCCCAACAUAUUUGCAAAAGUCAAGAACUUGCUGAAGAUCGUGUUAUUGAGUCAACUUUUGGACAAACUUUGCAAGUGCACAUGGAUGUCAAUGGAUGUGCCAAUUCUCUCAAUGAGGUCAGAUUCUUAGAACAUGUACAGUGCAAGGUUUCACUUAGAUUUUUCCCACGAGGUAACCUUCGUCUUUUGCUGACAUCCCCAAUGGGCACUACUUCUACUUUACUCUUUGAGCGGCCACGUGAUGUUGUGAGCUCUAAUUUUGACGAUUGGCCAUUCCUAAGUGUCCACUUCUGGGGUGAAAGAGCAGAAGGCAGAUGGACAUUGCAAGUUGUCAAUGCAGGAAACCGACAUGUUAACCAACCAGGUGUUUUGAAAAAAUGGCAACUUAUUUUCUAUGGCACAAACACAAACCCUAUACGGUUGAAGCAAAGUUAUAGCAGCGGAGUCAGUGGGUCUGGGGCCUACUCAGGCUACUCAUCUCAACCAUCAGCCCCUCCAGCCAGCAGCUUUGUUUUCCCUGGGCCUCAAAGUGGCCCUUCGCCAUCAGCUGUCCCCUACAGCGUUUUUCAUGACUACUCAAGUGCAUCUAGUGUGUACUCUGGCCAAGGAAGUGAAAUUGACACAGCUAUUUCAGAUCCUAAUGGCAGUGAUGUUGAAUCUGAUAAUCUUGUUGGUGCUGGGGAGGAUUCUUCCAAACGUGUCUUGCAUGAUUGUGAUGAGCAAUGUGACUCACAAGGUUGCUAUGGGAAAGAACCCCAUCAGUGUAUAUCCUGUAAAAUCUAUCGCCUGGAUAAUACAUGUGUGUCAAGAUGCCCACCACGGAGCUUCCCUAACAGUGGCGGCCGAUGCUGGCCAUGCCAUGAAACCUGUGAGACUUGUGCUGGACCAGGUCAGGACAGUUGUUUGACAUGUGCUCCCGCACACCUGCAUGUGACCGAUCUGGCUGUGUGCCUGCAGCAGUGCCCUGAAGGGUACUAUGAAAACUUUGAUCAGCGCACUUGUGUCCCUUGUGAAGCCAAUUGUGCUAGCUGUCAAGAUAGACCCGAUUUCUGUACCAGCUGUGAUCAUCAUCUUGUGAUGCAUAAUCAUACUUGUCUAGCAUCAUGCCCAGACCAUACCUAUGAAACUGAUGAUUACAACUGUGCUCCUUGUCAUUCAUCAUGUGACUCAUGCUCGGGCCCUGGAGAGGACCAGUGUAUUACAUGUCGCCCAGGCCACUUUGCCUUGGCAGGCUCCAAAUGUCCUCAGGAGUGCCCAGAGGGGUGGUAUGCUGAUAAGAAAAGGCGAGAGUGCCUACCUUGUCAACCAGGGUGCACCUCAUGUAACAGUGGGUUGUGCAAUUCAUGUUCUGCUGGAUGGAAACUUAAUAAGAAGAGCCGCUGUGUUCCGGAAAAUAGCAAUCGUUGCCAAGCUAUGGAAUAUUUUGAAGUAACUCAUGAGAUUUGCCAAUCAUGUCAUAAAUCCUGUGAGGCAUGUGGAGGACCGGGAUCUGAGUCUUGUCUGAGCUGUGUGUCACCACUUGUCCUCUCUGGUGGUCGAUGUGUAGGAGAUUGCCCCAAAGGCAGUUUCUUGGAGCAGGGUCGAUGUGUGCCAUGCCUUCACACAUGCACUGCCUGCGAGUCACGGCUCAAUUGUACCUCCUGUGUACCAGGCCUUCACCUUCAAAAUGGAGAAUGCAGAUCAACAUGUGCUGAUGGGUACUACAGUGAUCGUGGACUUUGUAGCAAAUGUUACCUGAGCUGUGCCACUUGCUUAGGCCCACGCCGUGACCAGUGUGUCACUUGCCCUAGAGGAUGGCAACUAGCUGCUGGCGAGUGUCACCCUGAAUGUCCUGAAGGUUUCUUCAAAUCUCACUUUGGUUGUCAGAAAUGUCAUCAUUACUGCCGCACUUGCAAAGGUGAAGGACCUUUGGAGUGCACAUCAUGCCCUCCCAGGUACACACUGGAAGGUGGCCUCUGCAUGGAGUGUCUAGGUGGACAAUACUACGAUGCUGCUACCCAAUUGUGUCGUCCGUGCACAGAUCCCUGUCGCACUUGUUCCGGACCGGGAUUCUCAUCAUGCACAGGAUGCCGUGACCCCUUACAGCUAGAUCCCAGGACCAAACAAUGUGUGACUUGCUGUUCAUCUUUAGGUGAAGCCAACUGUUGCAUGUGUGAUCCCCAGACUGGCAAAUGCAUGUCGGGUUCUGCCGGCAAACGCCGCAUAGCUGAUGAGCAGAGUUAUCCUCCAGCUCAGUCUGAGGGUACUGUGAGUUUCUCGAGUCCUCUGGCUGUUAUUGCAAUUUGUUCUGGCCUAGUGAUAACCCUAGGCGUGCUUCUUCUCUUUGUGCAGGCUUGUGUACGUAAUAAUCGUCGAUCAAAGGCUUAUUACGGACAAUUAGCAACAUGUGAAGUAGACAGUCAUAUGUCAUUAGGCCGGCCAAAUGAAAAAGGAUCCAGCCUAGAUUAUGGAGAGGGAACAACCCUUUUACAUAAUGAGUACUGUGAUUAUGAUGAUGAUGCAGGUGACAGUGAUGAAGAAGAAAUUAAUGUAUCCAGUAAAGGACCUACUAUUCGCACUUAAACUUUAUCUCUGCAGUUACUUCUAUCAGAGCCCUUGGCUUUGUGAAGCAAUUUAUGGAAGGUCGUGGACCAGUGGAUUAGUUACUGCAAACUGUUCUCAAUGAGGUACUGAAUGGACCGAAACAAAAUGAAAUUGUAAUGAUCUUUUUAAGGGUCAUAGGGUAAUGCCAGUUGUAAUAUAUUUUGUUGGAAUUUGAGCUGAUAGUCUAAGGCUUUUACUUUUACCUCUUUGUACAAGUGUUGGUUCAACUCCAUUUUUAUUCAAAGCUGACUUUAGGGGGGAGUCAACCCUGUCUAGAAAAUGAAUUGCAAUGACUGAUUCAUGAGUCUUGGAAAUUUAUCCUUCAAGCAAUGCUCUAUGUUUUAGGCAAAGAAGAAGAAAUGAGCAAUUUUCCAUUUGUAAAGGGGUGUAAAAUUGCUCAAGGAAAAACAUUUUUGGCAGAUGAAGAAGAUUGCUGUUUUUGCAUUGUUAAAGUUGUAGUGGUAAUCUUUACCAACUGCACAUGCAAAAUCUCUGUGAUAUUAAUUUAAAAAGGAAAGGGAACGCUACUACAGAGUUUAAACUGUGAAUAAUGAAGUGAUUGGUAUCCAUUCUGAGCGUGUUCCUUUGAAAGUCAACCGGGGCUCUAGUAUCAUGGCCUAGACAUACUACAUUUAUGAUAUUAAGAUUUGUUAUACGUACGUAAUGAAUGGGCUAUUAUUUGUCUGUGCCAAUCUGAAAUUAGUACACUAAGCAGUUUUAGACUAAAUAUAUUAAAAAUGUUGCUAGUGCUUCAUUUGAUAUUUGGUCCCUCAUAGAUAGUGAUUCAGAUUCACAACUCAGACCUGUAGAAAUAAAAGAGAAAUCAAAGAUGAAUUGUGUGAUACCUUGUUGUCCCUUUCUGUAUUCCUAAUGUGAUAUAAGUUUCAUUUUCUCAACUACAAAUCAUGAAACCAACAACCAACAUAUUCUUCUAUAAACCUGCAAUGGUGACUCAAUAGUAAUACUGUUUUGUUGGCUUUAAAAGGAUUUUAAAAUAUUAUAAACCGUUUAGUGAACUGUAUUGCAUUCAUUUUUUCUGUACUCUGUACUUAAUGGUAUACACCAAAAAAUCAAAUAAAUAUGGUUUCAUGAUUGUCGUUUAAACACUUAUCUGUCCCCUCAGCAAGAGAACCUCAUGGAGUGUAAAAUCUUUGUUCUUUGAAGUUUUCCCUUUUGAUGUAUUACUGUACCUUUGUAGAAUUGUUUUUAACUAUUUUUGUUUUGUGUUAUUAUUUAAGUAAUAAUCCUUAUGCCACUCAUAGGAGCUAUUUAAUUCUGAGAGGGUGCUCAGCAAGUCAAAAGACUACAAAUGUUUUCAGGAAUACAAUUACACAUUAUGUGAAGACUUUUCAAGCAUAUCAGAUUUGAAGCCUUUAUUCAUCUUUAUCUCAUUUGAGGGUGAGAUGGAGGAUAUACAAAUUGUUCUAGAAUAGAAAAUAUUUGGAUCAAUCUAAAAAAAAACAUGUUGGUUGAUCACAAUGAGUGAGUUUUGUAAUGAUUUGGUUUUGCCAUUCUACAAAUUACUGCAUUCUUGCAUAUAGCCUUGGAAUUUUAAUUUUAGAUCAGAAA
Molecule: messenger RNA, 5936 nt
Organism: Frankliniella occidentalis (western flower thrips)
Lineage: Eukaryota; Metazoa; Arthropoda; Insecta; Thysanoptera; Thripidae
Gene: Fur2
Product: furin-like protease 2
Exons: 21
Coding region: 276-4346 (1356 amino acids)
Biological process (GO): protein processing
Cellular component (GO): Golgi membrane; trans-Golgi network
Molecular function (GO): serine-type endopeptidase activity
Source: RefSeq, a predicted model, not a curated record